Messenger RNA from Emiliania huxleyi CCMP1516, 951 nucleotides. RefSeq lists its product as hypothetical. The record is from RefSeq and is a predicted model, not a curated record. NCBI's taxonomy places the organism in Eukaryota, Haptophyta, Isochrysidales, Noelaerhabdaceae. Bases 1 to 951 code for a protein of 316 amino acids. The transcript has a single exon. Gene Ontology annotation, cellular component: membrane.
AUGGCCUCAACCAUCGUCAGCGCCACCACCUGCCGGGCAGCGUACGCCGUGGCCUUGAUCUCCAUCACUGCGGUCGCGCCCACGCUCGCGUCGGCCACGUCGCUCGGCCCGCUAUCGACGGGUCUCGCCCUCGAUGCUAUCGCCACGGCGAUUGUGUAUGCCUUCUCGUUUGCGAGCAACAACUCGUCUGUGUACGACCCCUUCUGGUGCGUCCUGCCGCUGUGGCUCGGGAUCUUCUUCAAGAGCCUCGCGCCUGGUGGCGUCUGGUUCUACGAGCCGCGCGAGACGCUCGUUUUGGUCCUGCUGUGGGCGUGGGCGGUGCGCUUCUUUGUGGCGAUUCCGUGGGACGGCUGGACGGUGGGGCUGGAGCGCGAGGACUGGCGGUACGCCGACUUCCGCGCGAAGCUGCCUUCUCCAGCGUACUGGGCCUUCUCCUUCUCCUCGCUCCACCUCACGCCGACGCUGCUGGUGUGGGCGGCGCUCGCUCCGGCGUCUCGCGUGCUGCUGCAGGGCACCGCGGCGCCGCCGCUCAACACGCUCGACGCCGCCGCCGCGCUGCUGGCCGGCGGAGGCAUCCUGCUCGAGGCCGUCGCCGACGCGCAGCUCUCUCGCUUCCGGCGCGACCGCGGCGGGCGGGACAGCUGCGCCGUCGGGCUGUGGAGGUGGAGCCGCCACCCAAACUACUGCGGCGAGUGCACCUUUUGGUCGGGCCUGCUCGGCUUCGGCUUCAGCAGCGGCGCCGCGCAGGCCGAGCCGCUGCUCGCCGUCGGUGCGCCGCUGAUGUGGCUCUUCUUCCGUGCCGCCUCCGUGCCCCUCAUGGACGGGCGCUCGCAGAAGCGGCGCCGUGGCUACGACGUGAUCAUGCGGGCGGUGAGCCCGCUGCUGCUCUGGCCGCCGCGCGGCGAGCUCGCGCGGAGCAUGCCCACCCUUGUGCAGGGUCACGCAGACUAG